This is a messenger RNA of Stegastes partitus (bicolor damselfish), 2903 nucleotides long. RefSeq names its product MAP7 domain containing 1b (gene map7d1b). Gene Ontology annotation, biological process: microtubule cytoskeleton organization. Bases 476 to 2716 code for a protein of 746 amino acids. Gene Ontology annotation, cellular component: microtubule cytoskeleton. The record is from RefSeq and is a predicted model, not a curated record. Lineage: Eukaryota; Metazoa; Chordata; Actinopteri; Pomacentridae. The transcript is spliced from 16 exons.
GAUUCAAGAGGAGUCAAUUAUUAAUAGAUUUGCUUGACAAACCUAACAUUCUUUGGGAGUGUUGAUUUUUAUGUGUUUAAAGACUGAGUGAAGAUUUGGUUUUACUUUGAAGAGUGUUUCCGGAAGUGCUUUAUCCUCGUGUCCGGCUUGACUUCGCUCCGACUGCAGCGCCUCAUUCUCACUCCGGAGAUUUUCCAGCGAAGCGCUCAGAGCAGCUGCGCAGGAUCCAGUCUGUCAUUAGAUCAAACUCUGACGACGUUUUCUCCUCGUUUUACUCUUUUUUCUUUCUUUAUUUCUUUUUCUUCUUCUUUUUAAUCCCACCGCUGUCUAAAGUCGGAGCCGGUUUGUUUUUUUGUCACCAGUUUUUUUUUUUUCCGCUUCUCGCCUCCCGGUUGGAUUUACAAAGGGCGUGUUUCUGAACCGGGACUCUGAGCGGCUCUGAGGAAUGACAGCAACUGGAACCGGAUCCGCCUGAAUGGAAACAAUGGAUUAUAAGGAGCUGGACCAUCAUCUGGAGGAGAAGCUGAAGAUAACAGACAAGACUCUGCACCUGCAGACGGACUCCCAGACCAUCCAGAGUGGAGACAAGUCUCUGGGGAAGGACCUCCUGACUCCCGAUGACUCUGCCGUCUCAGAUCUUUCUCCUAAAACAGACUCCAAAUCACAGACGCCCACCAGGACGGAUGCCUCAUCCAAGACGGACGUCAGGCCUUCCACCCCCGGCAGCAGCAGCAGCCCUCAGCCCAAGAAAGAUUCAAUGAGCUCAGAACAACGACAGAAACUGGCCAAGGAGCGGCGGGAGGAGAGAGCCAGAUACAUCGCAGCGAAGAAGGCCCAGUGGCUGGAGAAGGAGGAGAAGGCCCGACGGCUGAGGGAGAGCCAGCUGGAGGAGCGACGGAGGAAGCUGGAGGAGCAGAGGCUGAAGGCCGAGAAGCGCCGAGUGCUGCUGGAGGAGAAGCAGAGGCAGAAACUGGAGAAGAACAAGGAGCGAUACGAGGCAGCUAUCAAGAGGUCGACCAAGAAGACGUGGGCCGAGAUCCGCCAGCAGCGGUGGUCCUGGGCCGGCGGACUCAACCAGACCUCCCGCAGAGAAAGCAGAUGCUCGGCCUCCACGGUCAACUUGCCGAGACAGGUGGACCCUGUCAUUAACAACAGGCUGUCCAAGUCCUCGGCCACGCUCUGGAACUCGCCCAACAGAACCCGCAGCCUGCGUCUCAGCCCCUGGGAGAGUCGGAUCGUGGAGCGGCUCAUGACGCCGACGCUGUCCUUCCUGGCCCGAAGUCGCAGCGCCGCCACCCUCCUCAACAACAGCGACUCUCCCUCCGCCAGCCCUCUGAACGCCUGCUCGCACCACCACCCGCAUCAGAACGCCGCCGAGCGCUGGAGGGUUUCCUCCGCCAGCACGCCGGACAUCACCCAGCGGCAGCGCCGACGAAACUCCACACCGGUGGAUAAAAAGAAGAAGGAGAAGAAGGACAAGGAGAGGGAGAACGAAAAAGAGAAGAACGCUCUCACGAAAGAGAAAGUGCAGAAGAAAAGACAGACGGCGUCACCGACAGCCACCAUCCAGAGAUCCAGGCCGGAAACCAGCACCCCGAAGCCCAAGAACAGACCUCCGUCGCCGGCCGCCCCUAAAAGCCGGCCCCUGUCCCCGCUGGUGCCGGCCGCUUCCAAGGCGCCGGCCGGCAAGAAGACGCCGCCUCCAUCUGGCACCAAGACGCGACCCAAACGGGCCCAGACGCCCGCGAGGGUGCAGCCGCAGACGGUCGCCGCGGUCGCCGUGGAAACGGGCCCCGAACCCCAGCAGCCCGACGAGGAGAGAAAGAGUGAGUGUGGUUACCGUGGUGACGAUGCCCGGCGGCUUCAAGGUGACCUGGAGGAUUUGGCCGACUUUCAAGUGCAGCGUGAAUUCAGUGUGAACAUGUGUCGGGUGUCUGCUCCACCUGAGGCCUCUGAUGCUCUCUACGGUGUUAACGCUGAAACCUCCUGCAGGGCUCUGAGGGAGGAGGCGAUGGCUCGGGAGGCCGAGGAGAGGAAGCGCCGCGAGGAGGAGGCUCGCUUCAUGGCCGAGCAGCAGCGACUCCGAGACGACGCCCAGCGAGCUCAGGAGGAGAAGGAGGCGCAGCAGAGAGCGAAGGCCGAGCAGGAGGAGGCCGACAGGCUGCAGAGACAGAGGGAGGAGGCUGAAGCCAAAGCCCGAGAGGAGGCCGAGCGUCAGCGCAUCGAGAGGGAGAAACACUUCCAGAAGGAGGAGCAGGAGCGCCUGGAGAGGAAGAAGCGUCUGGAGGAGAUCAUGAAACGGACUCGCAAGAGCGACGCCGGAGAGAAGAAGGACGUCAAAGCUUCUCCUCAGGUCAACGGCAAGGACACAGAGCUCAGCAAAGCUCCUGGAAACCCUCAGGGUCCCCCUGCAGGCGUCUCCGGCCUCGUCGUGAACGGGGUCCAGCCCAGCUCGCACCAGAACGGCGUCUCAGCCAACGGGGAGUCGGCGGACUUCGAGGAGAUCAUCCAGCUGAACAGCGGCGGCGGAAACGCCGGUCCGCAGCAGAGCGGGAUGGUGGGAGAACCCAUCCUGGCCUUCGAGGGAGGAGAACCCUUCCUGAUGAAGACGGGCCCUAUGAAGCCUCAGCAUGUGGCAGGUACACGAGCUGCUCUGAUGGGGGGCCUUCAGUCUGAGGUGGAGCCACUCAGGUGGUCGGUAGAAAAGAGGAGCUGAGACACAGAGCAGGAAGUUCAGUCUGAUUCUUUUACUUUUAUUACUUUUCAACACUGAAUUAUGGCUCCGUUAGAACUCACUAAUGAAACUCUUACAUCUCAGAUUGAAUACAGAUCCCUAUACAACAACGCCAGUUAUAGAAAUAAACACUUCUCUGCUCUCACCUUGUCAGAAACAAGCAGCCUAA